UUUCUUUCUCCCCAAUCCACACCAUUCUCCGGCGAGUUUACCCCUCACAAUUUUCAUUCCCCGGCGAAAUUUUGCAUGGAAUCAUGCCUCCCGUCGUUGUGGAAGAGCUAUCUGAAGAGGAACAAAAAGAACUUUUGCUUAAUCCACCUACUACAGAGAAUGUUUUGUGUCUGCAGUGUGGCAGCGGAAGGAAGUUCAAAUCUGUUAAAGACCUUCUGGAACAUUUCAAAGUUGUUCACCUCAAAACAACAAGAGAAUAUUUUGCAGCGAUUGUUCCAAUUUCUUUCGGUCGCACGGAGAACUGGCGGCUCAUCGCCAGUUCUUCAAACACCACUAUUGACGAACUAUGCUCCAUUUCCGAUCUUUUCAAUAUCGCGAAUGCAAUUGUCUCCAGGGUGAGCGAAUUUUUGAUUGGGGAGAACUACAAGGCUGAAUCUGAAGAAUUCCAGAAACACUCCCAAACUGCUAGACUGCUAGAGGUGGAUAUGAGAGAACUACUUUUGAUAUUUGCUACAGGUGGACUACUAGGGGGAUAUGAGUCCUUUUGAUGACGUUAUAUCACAAUAUUUUGUCAAUCUUAUUAGUCUUACCACACACAAUACUUUGUCAAUCUUAUUAGUCUUUACCACACACAAUACUCUGACAAUCUUAUUAGUUUUACCA
This is a messenger RNA of Solanum pennellii, 663 nucleotides long. RefSeq lists its product as uncharacterized. Bases 84 to 548 code for a protein of 154 amino acids. The record is from RefSeq and is a predicted model, not a curated record. The transcript is spliced from 3 exons. NCBI's taxonomy places the organism in Eukaryota, Viridiplantae, Streptophyta, Magnoliopsida, Solanales, Solanaceae.